Eurypyga helias (sunbittern) is the source of this 1190-nucleotide messenger RNA. It is a transcript of the gene CTSL, whose product is annotated as cathepsin L. Bases 44 to 889 code for a protein of 281 amino acids. The record is from RefSeq and is a predicted model, not a curated record. The transcript has 6 exons. Gene Ontology annotation, cellular component: lysosome. Lineage: Eukaryota; Metazoa; Chordata; Aves; Eurypygiformes; Eurypygidae. Gene Ontology annotation, molecular function: cysteine-type endopeptidase activity. Gene Ontology annotation, biological process: immune response.
AGAGGAAAACUGGAGGAGAGUGGUGUGGGAGAAGAAUCUGAAGAUGAUUGAAGUCCAUAAUCUGGAUCACACACUAGGAAAACACAGCUACAAGUUGGGAAUGAAUCAGUUUGGUGACAUGACAACUGAGGAGUUCAGACAGCUGAUGAAUGGCUACACACACAAGAAAUCGCAAAGGAAGUACAGAGGAUCCCAGUUUCUUGAGCCCAGCUUCCUGGAAGCACCACGAUCAGUAGACUGGAGGGAGAAGGGAUAUGUAACUCCAGUUAAAGACCAGGGUCAGUGUGGCUCUUGCUGGGCUUUCAGCACAACAGGAGCUCUUGAAGGACAGCACUUCAGAAAAACUGGCAAACUUGUUUCGCUGAGUGAACAGAAUCUGGUGGACUGCUCUCGCCCUGAAGGGAAUCAAGGCUGCAAUGGUGGCCUCAUGGACCAGGCUUUCCAGUAUGUGCAGGACAAUGGAGGAAUUGAUUCAGAGGAAUCAUACCCGUACACAGCAAAGGAUGAUGAAGACUGUCGCUACAAGGCAGAGUACAAUGCUGCUAACGACACUGGCUUUGUUGACAUCCCUCAAGGACAUGAAAGAGCUCUGAUGAAAGCAGUAGCAGCUGUGGGUCCGGUGUCUGUUGCUAUUGAUGCAGGCCACUCUUCAUUCCAGUUCUAUCAGUCAGGUAUCUAUUAUGAACCAGACUGCAGCAGUGAAGACCUGGACCAUGGUGUUCUGGUUGUAGGCUAUGGCUUUCAGGGGGAAGAUGUGGAUGGAAAGAAAUACUGGAUUGUUAAGAACAGCUGGGGUGAGAAGUGGGGUGACAAAGGAUAUAUCUACAUGGCCAAGGACAGGAAGAACCACUGUGGAAUAGCAACAGCUGCUAGCUAUCCGCUUGUAUAAUCUGAAGACAACAUUUGAGUGCAAGAGGGGAUUUAAACUGAGUAACUAAACCCAUGUUCACCCAUGUGGUAAACGUGUAUCUUUCAAAAGCCAACUUGAUGAUUUUUUUCAACUUUUGAAGUAGGUUCUACCUGUUGGUGACAUGUUGCUUGUUUUUAAAUUAAUGUAAAUGUUGAUAUGUAAACAGCUUGUAAUAUUGCUGGCUUCUGACUGCUUAAUCUAAUGGAUUCUCCUUCGUAUUUUUACAAUGUGCCCAAAGGUUUACUUUUUAAAUAAAUACUUAAAUUCCAGUGUGUACAGA